Messenger RNA from Ciona intestinalis (vase tunicate), 2470 nucleotides. Lineage: Eukaryota; Metazoa; Chordata; Ascidiacea; Phlebobranchia; Cionidae. The record is from RefSeq and is a predicted model, not a curated record.
AGAAAGUUCGAAAGUUUCAUGUGAUUUAGUCCAUAGUAGGUGUCGGACAUGCAAUCUGUAGAGGACAAGCAAGAUUUUGAUAAUUUUCUUGCUAAAGUUUCAAGCAUAGAUAGCAUUGUAAAAGGUUUGACAUCAGAAGAUGUGAAUGUUCAAGCAGAAGCUUUUGAAAAAGCAGACGAAGAAUUAAACGCACUCAAAAAGAGCAAAACCUUUGACAAAACAGUCAUUAAUAAAAAUGCUUAUAAGAAUGAUAACAACCUGAAGAGUUUCCCUAACCAACAUACUUCACAAGAUGAAUUCCUCAGCGCAAUGGAAGCAGAUUGUCAACAGAGAGCAAAUGCAAGAAAAGAAAGACACAAGAAAGCAAACAAACUUAAAGAACUCGGCAAUGAGGAAUUUAAGAAAAAUAGCUUUGAUGAAGCAAUUCGGAUUUACACAGAAGCUACAAAGGAAGCAAAGGACUUGACACCCCUCUACACUAACAGGGCAGCUGCUUAUUUAAAGUUGGGGAAAUGUGAAGAAGCAAUUGCGGACUGUGAUUUUUCUUUGAGGAUUGAUGAGAGAUGGGUGAAAGCGUUUGUGUUCAAAGGAAGAGCUUAUCAGAAGUUAAACAAAUUUGAUGACGCAAUUGAACAAUUCAAACAGCUGUUGAAACUAGAUAAAAAAAACACUAAGUUGGUUCAAAAAUAUAUAGAUGAGGUUGAGGAGGACAGAAGGAUCUUCCUGCUUGAAGCAGAGGCUGCGAAACAUGGGGAAGAGGAAAAACAAGAUCCCGUUAACAUCCCACAAGUGAUACAAACUCUUCGGGAUCGGAUGCAGGAGGAAAAGAAGACGGGAUCAGAUUUAUCUGGGAGCCUCAUGUAUUAUGCUGGUGGAUUAAGGAUCCUGCAAGCCAAACUGGUUGACGAAACUUCCCGCACACUGUUUCGUAUGCAUCAUGGAUUCAAUCUCUUUACUGAUGAUGGUUGUAUUGCUAACUGCCUGAAGUCUCGGUUGAACUCAGUCUCAGCAAACCCUUGCCAUGGGAAUGAAUUGGUUUCAUCUGCUGUGUGUUUGCUACAUGCUGCUUGCAUAAAUGAACCGGAAAACUUAAGGAUGUUAGUCUCACUGUCUUCAAUGCCAGAUGUUUUGUUGUCUUUCCUCACCUGGCCUGAUGACCAAGUAAAACGUGAUGUCAUCAGUUUAUUUCAAGAAACUUCAUUUGAAGCCAGCACGAGAUUAAUAGUGACCAAUGCUGUUGACUGUGCCAAGUUUGGGAAGCUACUGUUGAGCCCUAACACGCAGAGGGCAGAUGCCAACACGGCUGCUGCCACAACAUUAUGCAAUUUCACUUUGGAAAAGAAGUUUUUGGCAUCUGCUGAAAAGAGUUUUGAGGAAGAGAUUCUACCUUGCUUGAUUAAAUACUUGAAUGAUGUAGGCAGCGGUGAUUAUGAAGCUCUUACAUUAAGAAUGAGGUGUUUUUCUCAUUUUGUGGAAAGCUCUUCCAUCUGCAGCUUAGUUGCAAAUAAUGGAAGUGUUUCGGAAAACAUUAAAAAUGCUUUGGACCGUUGUGUCACCUCAUUCAAAAAGGGACUGACCAACCCGUGUGCAAUGGAAGAUGUACUUCAAGUAACAACCAAGAUCAUCAAAUGCAACAAAUCUUCAUCAUUUUGUUCUUCUCUUGCACAGUUACUUUACCCAGUGGUCAUGAAAUCCAAAGAAACUGGAUUACUGCUGAAAUGCCUCACUGUGAUGAGUCUUUGUAUGGAAGGAUUGGUGGAAUGCACACAAGCUGUUUAUAAGAAGGCUGGUACUGCUUUUGUGAAGCAAUUAUACAAACUAAUGAAGCACAAUGAUGUUGCAAUUGUAACAUACAGUUUAAAGAUAAUGUGUUUCAUUGGACAAAGUAUUCAUGCUGCAGUGGAAUAUUUUGCAAGCAUAGAUAAAGAUUAUGUUACGAUGCGUCAAUUGCUGAUGAAUGAAAGUAAAGGAACAAUAAGUUACGUCAACCAAAGUCACGUCGCCAUGUUGCUUGGCGUAAUCGCCCAACUGCCUCAUGGUUUAGAUCCAAUCCUUGCAAUUAACAAGGAGGGAGAAGUGGUGCGCCAUCUUCUCGUGCUGUGCAGGGAUUCAAACAGCAAACACUGCAGAGCCAACUGUGCCAUUGCCGUGGGGAAGAUGGCUCAAGCAAAUGGAAGGUUUCUAGAAGAGCUUCGUAAACAUGAUGGAAUCAACAUUCUUGCAAGAAAUAAACCACCAGAUGAAUUACUGGCUUGAAGAAGAAAAUGAUGUUGUUGAGGUUCCUCCAUUUAAACCCAAUGCUUACAAAUGAGUUUGUUUUCAUUGGUUCAUGUGUAACACUGUUGUUUAGAAGUUGGCGCUGUUUUAUUUCAUAUUUUGAAAACUUGCUGUGACAAAAGUGCAUUUUUAUGUAAUACAAAACUAUAUUUGUAGUUUAUUUUUGAUAGAAAUACAUAACAUGUGAACUUUG